UAGAAUAACAAAAACCAAAAAUAUCAGUCUCAAAACAAAAAAAUCUCAAAAGUCAAUCCCACUCACGCGUAGUGUGUAUAGAUAACUAAAAACCCUAAAUCGCAGUGGUGCCGUUUCUCUCCUUCCUCUUUCCGUCGACGUUCGACUAGGGCUGCGCAGCCCUUCAUCUCUGGUUCAGUUAAGGCUGUCCAGGUGAUCUGUUUUCAUAUGGACUGAUAGUUUCCUUGAUGCCUUUGUGUCAAAGGAGUUAAAGUCGUCUGACUUUUGAGAACUUGGAAAUUUGGAGAGUGUCCUUGCACUCACCGUUUAUAUCACCAUGAUUGCCACAGAGACUAUUGCACCAACUACAAAGUUGAAGAUCAAAUUCUCCACCAAAAGGAUAGAAGUUGUUUCUGGGCCAAAAUGUCAGUUUGGAGAGAAAGUGUCUCAACUUGAUGCAAAUAGACCCUGUAAUCCUAUCAAAAAGUCCUCACCGCUAUAUUCCAAGAAAAGGGAACCAUCUGGGAAUAUUGAGGGUCCAAAGAAUAAAAGGCAGAAGAUUGAUCGGAAAGGGUCACAGAUGUGUGCUGCAAUACUCAAAUGCUUAACAUCUCAUCACUAUAGCUGGGUGUUUAAGGUGCCAGUGGAUCCUGUAGCGUUGAACAUUCCAGAUUAUUUUACGGUCAUAUCUCAUCCCAUGGAUUUAGGCACAAUUAAAUCCAAGCUGGAGAAAAAUAUUUAUCAUAACAAAGAGGAGUUUGCAGCUGAUGUCAGAUUGACCUUUUCAAAUGCCAUGACAUAUAAUCCUCCAAACAAUGAUGUUCAUUUGAUGGCAAAGGAUCUUAACAGAUUGUUUGACAGAAAAUGGAAAGAUAUGGAUAAAAAAUGGAAUUGUGAAGAUGAGCUUGGGAAAAGUGAGACUGGAAUAAUUAAAGAAACUGUGAGAAAAAGUUGUAUUGGUACACAAUCCCGGCAUAAAGAUUCCUUGACCAAAAGGUCCCGAGCAUCUGAACACAAAGGAUUUCAUAAGAUUAGUUCAUUGACACCAAGAGAUGCUAGAGUGGAUGUACCUAAAUUAUCACAGAUUCCUUGCAAACCACUUCAGAAGGACUUUAUUAAAGGAUCUGAAGUUAGGGAGCCAACAACAUGUAGUGAUGCUGCUUUGAAACAGGACUGCAAGACUAAAUGUACAUCACCUUUGCAGAGGAAAUCUGAUCCUGGUUCUGAUGGGGCUGUAAGUUCUUUAGAUAGUGAACACGCAUGUCCUAGUUCUCAGCAUACAACUCUUGCUACUGACGCCUCUUCUGGUGAAGUAUGGAGCACCACUGUUCUUCCUGUCCAGCUUUCACCUAAAAAGGCUCUCCGUGCUGCUAUGCUCAAAAGUCGCUUUGCGGAUACCAUAUUGAAAGCACAACAAAAGACUCUUCUGGAACAUGGUGAUAAAGGGGAUCCUUUGAAAAUGCAGCUUGAAAAGGAGAGACUGGAAAGGAUACAACGUGAAGAGCAAGCAAGGAUCGAAGCCCAAAUUAAAACUGCUGAAACAGCUGCAAGAAUGAGAGCCGAAGAAGAAACAAGGCAACAAAUAGAAAAGGAAAGAGAAGCUGCACGGGCUGCGAUAGAAAAGAUGAAAAGAUCAGUUGACAUCGAACAUAAUUUGGAGGUUGUGAAAGAACUGGAGAGUUUGAGUGGCUGUACACUAUCUUAUAAGGCUCUGGGCGGUAGAAAUGGCUACAGAACUGCAAUGGGAAGAUUGGAUAAACUUCAGUUUGAGAACCCAUUGGAGCGACUUGGUUUAUUUAUCAAGGAAGAUUAUGUCGCAGAUGAAGAUGAGGAGGUUCUGAACGGCGGAGGAGGAGGCUGGGAGGAAGGGGAAAUUUUUUGACAAACCUUUGUUCUGCCAGUAUUGAUUGUUUAUAUAUCCUCUAAAAAGGAAUCAUACAAUAAUUGUAAUCAGGUCUUUGAUCAUGUGUGCCCUAUUAUUGGAAUAUAAAAAAAGUCCUGAUGGGGAUCUACAUGGAGGAAUCCUCCUGGAAACUUAGCAAGCACGGUAGACUUAGUGUUGUCUGUUGUUAUAUAAAAAUGUUGAGAUUAUGCUUAAAACCGAAAAUAUUGUGUUUGUGCUCUUCAUUCUCAUAUUGAUCAGUCUUAAAUGUUGA
This is a messenger RNA of Lathyrus oleraceus (garden pea), 2135 nucleotides long. The record is from RefSeq and is a predicted model, not a curated record. Lineage: Eukaryota; Viridiplantae; Streptophyta; Magnoliopsida; Fabales; Fabaceae.